AAGGGAAGGAAGAGGCUCUCUCAAGAUGUUGGUUUAAUGAAAUCUGAUUCUUAAACCCUCCUGUAUUUUUCUGACACAAGGUACCCCAGGUCCCAGCCUUGAUCCGAGUACCAGAUGCCCUCAGUUCAUUGGGUUUCUUUUCAUUAUCUGUAACAACAGCAGCCUGCUGUCAACAAGGUUAGACAAACAACCUGCUGAUAACAUGACUUCCAGGUUGCUCUUUCCAAGGCCAGAGCCUACAGGUUGUUUGCCACUGGGCUCCUGCUCCAGACAAGUGCUGUGUGUGCAUGCGCGCGCUCCUUGGCAAUGACAUCUGUCAUAUAGUACUGCCUGAUUACGCAUCGGGGCCUUGGUACCAUGGUACAGGCUGGGUUAACGACAUUGUUUAUCCUGUUUUGACAACUGAGAUAAGCCAGCUGCCCAGCCUGCCAUUCUGUCCCCAUCCUCCUGGCCCUGGCUGGCACUUUCAUUGAGAAAACACUUCUUGAUGCCACGUGAAGAACUUGCUUCCCCAGCCAAUCAGGCUAGAGUCAACUUGUUUUUUAAUGAAUGCUGCUUUGUCAAAGAGAGGUCAAGGGUGGAAGGGGGUGUUCCACUCACUGCCAGCGCCUUAUAAAUACCACUGAGCAUAGCAGCCAAAGGGUUGAGGCAGCUGAGCUCAGGGGAAGAGGCUGCAGUCAGAGAGCUUUGACAGGCACAGGAGUUUGCAGUUGUGCUUACAGAUUCUUCCUGUUAAGUGCAUCCAGAUCACCUUCUCCUUCAGAGUCAGCGGGAUCUGCUUGGUGGGCUUAGGUCUGAGUACAGGCAGCAUGGAAGUGGACUAUGAGAGAUGUCAGUGCCACAGCAAAGAGAACCGGAAUGCCAUCCUCUAUACCCUCCUGAGUCAAAACCUGAACCACAGUCAUAGCCCAUCCCAGCAGCGCUGCCGGUGCCAGAAGCAUCGCACUGUCUGCCUCCAGACACCCCAGGUCACCUGCCAGGCGGCCUCUGAUGUCCUGGUGAAAACAAUCAGCUUCAUGAAGAACCUGCCCUCCUUCCAGCUGCUGCCCCGGGAGGACCAGCUCCUCCUGCUGGACAGUUGCUGGGCUCCUCUCUUCAUUCUGGGAUUGGUUCAAGAGAUGGUGACAUUUGAUGUGAUGGAGACCCCAGCCCCCAGCAUGCUCAAGAACAUUCUCCUCAAUGGCCAGAGCAAGAGGCAGGAGCUUGAGAGGACACAACCCACCCUAGCCGGGGUGCAGCGGCUGCAGUGCUGCUUAAACACAUUCUGGAGCCUGGACCUGAGCCCUAAGGAGUAUGCCUACCUGAAAGGAGCCAUUCUUUUCAACCCUGACGUCCCAGGUUUAAGGGCCUCCUUGUACAUAGAGAGUCUCCAGCGGGAAGCACAGAGGGCGCUGCAGGAAGUUGUAGGACCGCUCCACCCAGAGGACCAGGGCCGCUUUGCCCGCAUCUUGCUGAUGGCCUCCACCCUGAAAUCCAUCUCUCCUGCCCUCAUCACAGACCUUUUCUUCCGCCCCAUCAUCGGCAACACAGACAUUGUUGAGCUGAUCACAGAAAUGCUGUAUGAAAUAACUGCCAAGCGGUCAGCUCUUUCAUCACGCGUGGCACCCUGAGUGCUACGUUCUGCAUGUGCUUUCACAGGCGUCUCCUGCUCACCGAGCUGGGUGUCAGAGGAUGGUAAAGUUAAUCCGGGAAUGGGACUUAACGGAAAAAAAUCGGACAUUACCAAGAGCUGGCCUGGCAUGUGUAUUCCACUCAGACUCUGAUCACAGAUUCCUCAGCUAAGGCAUAAAAUCACUUCCUAACUUAUCUGUCAUUCAGCAGAUGUUUACAUCGGGCCUUGCUCGUGGUACGACAUCAAACUCAGACUGCCAAGCUGUUUCUAAAAGUGCAUGUGCAUGGGAAGAUAAUGGUUCUGCUUCACUCUCCUGUAACUUGAAAACAGCUUGGCCAAAGCCCUUCAAACUUGCCAGGCAAAAUCAUUCUCUGAGCUGAUACUUUCCAUGGCAAAUAUUCAGGUCAAAAAGCAUCAGUGGGAGAAAGGAGGGAAUUGAAAUUAAGGCUUCUAACCAGAGGAGGAGGUGACAGGAAGUUACAGCUUUAAAGUGUCAUAGAGCAUUGCCAUUACAGAAAAAGAACGUGGUUCCUAGAUGUGCUUUCCACCCCCAGCAGUUCAUCACCUCAGUGGGAGCAGGGAGCACCGCAGGAAAUGACCCUGCAGUACAGAAUGGGUCAGAUCAGAGCACAAGCCAGACUCCAUGAGUCAGGGGGAAAUCCUGGUCUCACUGAAGUGAAUGGGACUUGAACAGAACCAGGCUUCUCCUCCUCCAUUCCAGGUGCUGACCUAGAGGGAGAAAACAGGCUUUGGACUGAGCUCAGAUGUCAGUAUUUGUGAGUGAGUGGUCUUCUGUCAUUUGUUCAUAAGUGGCAGUAAAUUAUUAGUUUUUUAAUAAAUUGAUUUAUGUUUUGGAA
Messenger RNA from Gavialis gangeticus (Gharial), 2469 nucleotides. It is a transcript of the gene NR0B2, whose product is annotated as nuclear receptor subfamily 0 group B member 2. Gene Ontology annotation, cellular component: cytoplasm; nucleus. Gene Ontology annotation, biological process: circadian rhythm; negative regulation of transcription by RNA polymerase II. The coding region runs from base 810 to 1610 and encodes 266 amino acids. The record is from RefSeq and is a predicted model, not a curated record. Lineage: Eukaryota; Metazoa; Chordata; Crocodylia; Gavialidae. The transcript has 2 exons. Gene Ontology annotation, molecular function: transcription factor binding; transcription corepressor activity.